AUGUCAAAAAAAGUUGAUAUUAUUGCAAUUUUAAGUCAAAAUUAUCGAGAAUGUCAUGAAAUCAUCAUGAACAUACUCAAAAAUGAUUUACACACAUUAUAUUCAUGCAUCCGCGUAAAUAGAUCAUUUUGUAGAAUUUUUAUUCCAAUCCUUUGGAGAAACCCUUUUAAAUUCAUUAAGAAAGAUAAAAAAUUAGUUCAAUUAUUUAACACGCUGGUUCGUUGUCUUGACCCAUCAAUAAAAGCUUAUUUGAAACUUGUAGGUUCGACAUUUUUCAAGUAUCACACGUAUAUUAAAGAGUUUGAAUUGAACCCUUUGCAAAGAGCGAUGGAACUUUGGACCUCAGCAAAUCUGUUAAAAGAACCAAAUGACAGUCGAUCCAUCAGGAGGACUUUUAAUUUUAAUCAUUAUAUCGGGAAUUUACUCUUUAGCAAGGAGAAUAAAUAUCAUUCGCUUGAUGUUUUUUACACCGAAUUAUUAAGUGGACCAAGUUCCUUGUUUGACAUUUGUGAAUUUAGGAAUCAUAAAUCAAGUUUAAUCAAUGUCAACAGAUUGUCAUUGGGAUUUUUUAAUAGGAGUAGUAUGAGUUUAAUACCGUUAAUUACUACGAAUUUUCUAAACCUUCAAAAUUCAUUAUCACCAUAUCUUCAACAUUUACAUAUUUUUAUUAAUACGACAAAGUAUCAUCCCGAAUUUUCAAAAAAUCUAGUUGAUUUCAUUCAAUCCCAACGACAUUUAAAAUCUUUAAUAACAAACGUUAGCUUGAUUCCUGAAGCUUUUCUUAACGCAUCAAAAUCUUUAACAUUUUUGAGAUUAGUAAAUUUUAAAAUUUAUACCACGGCACUUUUAUCCAUAUUAAAUUCUUUACCAAAUUUAAUCACACUCGAACUUAACCUGGUCCCUAUGAAUUCUGAUGGGGAUGAUUCACAAAAAAUUUCAACCCUUCCAACGUCCCUAUUUAAUAAUUUAAAACACCUAAAUUAUAAUUAUCGUAUCACCUUCCUUUCCAAAAAUUCAAGAGCACUCCUUAAACGACUCCUUUCAUCAACGAAUAAUAAUUUGAAAUCCCUUAAAAUUAAAGAUAUUUAUUGUCCUUUAAUUAGGGAAGUUCAAGAACAAAGUCAUUUAAAUUUAACUCAUUUUCAUUUGGUUAUAGAUCACGAUUAUGCUUUGGUGGAUUUAAUAGUUUUAUUAAAGGACCUACAUCAAUUGGUACAUUUAAAAUUAAAUACCAUCUCGGAUCGAUAUUAUUUAUCGGAAUGUGGUCAUUUAUUUAGAGAGUUCACUCAAUCGCUUGCUCGUUCUUUAAAAAUUCUCGAAGUCAAUUUUGCCAUGGUGGAUAAAAAUUUAAGAAUUUUACUUAAUGAAUCAAAAUUUAAUAUUCAAUGCGUCAAGUUUUAUCGUUACGAAGCUUACAAAGAUACUUCAUUGAGAAUUCUUAUUGAUUACGCAAAGAGAAAAAAGUGUCUGAAAGAAAUCGGAAUUCCUUAUUUCACAAGAGCAUCUUACCUUUCAAAAGAAUGUGUAAAGGAAGCAAAAAAUCAUUUUAACAUAACGAUGUGCCGAUUAAAACUUCGAAUUGGAACUAUCGAACAUAACAAUCCUCUCUGUGAAAAUUGUAGUUUAAAAAAAGAUACCUAUUAUGAAUGUAUAAAAACCCUAUCUCCCAAAAACCUUUUCUUUUUCCAAUAA
This is a messenger RNA of Funneliformis caledonium, 1692 nucleotides long. NCBI's taxonomy places the organism in Eukaryota, Fungi, Glomeromycota, Glomeromycetes, Glomerales, Glomeraceae. The record is from the annotation of a GenBank genome assembly.